Daphnia carinata is the source of this 2725-nucleotide messenger RNA. Its product is annotated as mucin-5AC-like. NCBI's taxonomy places the organism in Eukaryota, Metazoa, Arthropoda, Branchiopoda, Diplostraca, Daphniidae. The coding region runs from base 393 to 2102 and encodes 569 amino acids. The transcript is spliced from 4 exons. The record is from RefSeq and is a predicted model, not a curated record.
AGAAAAAAAAAACACACAGAGAAGGAAACGAAAUGAUCCACAGGUGACUCGAAAGUCAUCAGCCACUCGAUCGCCAAGUCCCAAGCAGAGAGCUACCGUUCGCCGGAGCGCGCUCGCCCGCCUGUCUUUAAGUGUUGUCGUUUACGUUUUACAGUGAACAAGAAAUGUAUCGAAUCGAAUCCAUCGAAUCAGGAAGACCAACUUUGGAUUAAUAGCAAUUUUCUACCACUGAUCGUUUAUUACCCACAAUUGAAUACUACGCAAACCCUCUUCUAGCUACUAUUAUACACAGCAGAGAUUUAGCACUGACUACCCCCUGUUCCAGAAUAUUGUGGAUUAAUCGAAGAAAUCGAAACAAGAGAACAUUCCCAAAGAGAUCUAUCAUCAACAUCAUGAUCUACCUGCAAAUCACGUUUUGCGUGCUCUUCGUCGUGUCCAGCGUUCGUUCGAUGCCGGUGGCUAACGUGGAAGAGACAAGCCCGACGGAAUGGACUCACGACAUCACGACAGAAGAGGCGACGGCGGCCACUUGGCUGGCGCCAGAAUCGCUUGCAAAAGAGAUACUGGACGCUGGUGCUGCUGAUGUCAGCAGCCCUGAUGACAACAACAAAAGCCCUGCGACGACCACGACCGAGGAGCCGUUCAACGCCGUCACGGACCGUGACGAACCUACCGUUUGGUCACCUUCACAAACGGUCGAGAUCCGUCUCCAUCCUCAAUCGUUGAGGACGGGAGACGUGAAAACUGGUGAAGAACAUCCGGAGGAAGUGAAAGCGACAUCGACUACGGUGGCGCCUUCUAGCGUCGCUCCAGCACAAGAGGACGUCUUCGGCCAGCGGACGGUGGUGAAACCUCAACAACAACAACAACAACAACAACAACAACAGCACGGAAGUUUCAGCGGUGUAACGGGCCGUUUGAGAUCUAGGGACAGCGUAGGUGCGGCGUUACGUCGCGCCGUGACAGGCUCUCCGGCCGUCCAAAAGCUCCAGCAGAGUACGACGCGCAUGGCUAGUUUGCCUAUCUCUUCAGGGCGUGGCAAGGCCGGUGCGAUAACUGGACGCAAGAUCGUCGGUUUUGGCAGCUUGUCCAACUUGCCCAGCAUUCAGCGCGUACCUGCGAAGUCUUUCUUCAAGAACCGACAAACUGGACAUGGCCAUGGCGGUGACACGCCUGCUGAUACUCAUAUGGAGCCUUCACCUCAAUGGCUUUACGGAACUAGUAAAGACACAAGGAAAGCCGUCGAAUCGUUCCGGCUAUCCAAUAACGAGCGAUUGCUCGUUUUGGGUCUGCGGGAUAAAGUGAUGACGACGACGACGACUGUCAGCAACCAGGAAGCAGAAAUCGUUACGUCUACAACUAGUAAACCGGAAGAAGCGGCUUCUACGACGACAUUGUUUGCCACUACGACAACCGUUCAACCUCCCGUCAGCGAACAGAUGGCCGUAACGGAAAUUAAGAUCGUGGAAUCGACUACGGCACGGCCGGAAGUUUCGGAAAGUGUGACACAAGAAUCGAAUGAUGUGCCACUGCAGAUGAGCGAUGCAACUCCUAAAGCGAAUGACGCAAUUCCGGAAAUCAAUAACGAAACAUCGGAAAGAACGCACGAAAAGGCAGAAGGUCACGUUACGUCCACCGAGCUCGUCCCGCACGCGGAAACCGUUUCAACGUUGACGGCCAGUUCAACUGAAACGAACCCGUUCACGUCGUCCAAGACGAAAUUCGAGCAGAUUCCGCUGGAUGAAAAAGCGGAGCCCAUCAAGAGCCUCGACAAUUCUCCAAUAGAUGGCCAGGCAUCUUCGAAACAAGAAUUGGGAUCUUUACCUGCGAGCGACGACUGUUUCGGCGCUGAUUGCAACGGCGACCAAGAGACGGGCUUGAACAUGGGCCAGUUGGAUCAUGGAGGAUUCGACGAGGAGGCACAUCGGUACCUCGUCGAAGAGAAAACGCACGAUGGUUACAUCAUCGGAGAGUUUGGAGUGGUUAGCCGGUCGAGCGACUUGAGGGCCGUUCGUUACACGGCGCACGGGUCCAUCGAUCCGCAAUUGAUUCAGGAAAUGUUACGGACUUUCUGGUUACUGAAAACGGGCGAGAAAGAGUAAGAACAAAAUAAGAAGAAAAAGAAAAGCCUAUCGUUAUUGUUUUUUUUUGUUUUUUUUUUGUUAAUUGUGUUGUGUUUUUGUUUUUGUGUCACUCGCUCUCACCAAUCAUUCGAUUCCUAUCUAUUUUUUGUUCCAAAGUGUUUUCUAAUUGUCGACAUCCGGCGGGAGACGGUACGACCCUUUAUUACUGGAACCAGUGCAAUCUCCGAAUUUUUUUGUUUCUCUUGAUAUCCUUUUUGCACACACACACACACACACACACACACAUGCAAAGUGUGGAGAAGAUGUCGGCAGGGACGCUGAAAAAGAGUCUCUGUUUUUCCCGAUUUAUUUUUAAUUUGAUUGUUACGUUGAUUGAUGGAUUCAGCGCGUCGCUAUUUUAUGGAUUUUUUUUUUACGUUUUAUACGUGUGUGUGUGUGUGUGUGUGUGCAUAUCGCGUAUGUGUCUGUGGCCACGUUCAACAUCUGAUUUUCUUUUCUUGGCUCUCUUCUUCACGCUCUUUAUUGCAAUUCUUGAACUUAUUUCUUAGAUGGAAUCUCAUUAGAUUGCAGCGUGCCAUAGUCUGUCGUGUAUUGUUUCUCUGACCGAACGAAAGGAGAACAAUAAAUGGUCUUCCACUCUA